This is a messenger RNA of Rotaria socialis, 1311 nucleotides long. The record is from the annotation of a GenBank genome assembly. NCBI's taxonomy places the organism in Eukaryota, Metazoa, Rotifera, Eurotatoria, Philodinida, Philodinidae.
AUGAACCGAUCAAAUGUUCAUCUUCUGGAUUUACCUGAUGAAAUAUUACUUAUUAUUUUGAAAAAGUUGAACAAUAUUGAUGUACUUUAUUCUUUAUUGGAUAUAAAUAAUGGACGACUUAACAUUCUUGCACAAGAGAACACUUUCACCAACAUUCUGAAGUUUGUCUCCAUUGAUGAUAAUCCUUUACUCGAUCGAUUCAGCAACUAUAUAUUACCAAGAAUUCAUCAUAAUGUCAAAUGUUUUAUUCUUGAUCCCAUUCUUAUGGAACGUACUCUUCUUGCAAUCGACUAUCCGAAUCUAACUGAACUUAAAAUUUUUCAUUUCCACGAAGGAACUGUUUUAAAUUAUUUUACAGAUAAAUCAUCACUUCGACCUAUUUUCCAAGAACAAAUUACAAAUCUUAUUCUUGUCAAUAAUGAUCAAGAUGGAAUGAUAAGUUCAUUGAAAACUUAUACUACAAAUGAUAAAUUAUUUAAUCUAAAAUGUUUCACAUUAAAAUCGCUCUUUCGAUUUGAACAAUAUGAUAAUAUUGUAUCACUUCUUCGCCGGAUGUCAUAUUUGGAAAAAUUAACUUUAUAUCUUCGUAUAGAAAGUCGAAAUAGAGUCAUUGAUGGUACUUAUGUUCAACAUGAUAUUUUAGAUAAUAUGCCACAACUUGAUUCAUUCACUUUCUAUAUUUGUACUUAUGUCGAUAUGGUUGGCUUAUCCUACAAAUUAUCUAGUGAAGAUAUUCAACAAACAUUUAGACAACAACAUGUCACUAGUAUAGUCAAUUAUAUUAAUGGUGAUAUAGCUGCAUGCUCGAUUUUCUCACUUCCUUUUCGAUUUGAUUAUCUGGAAGAUCUUGGCAAUAAAUUUCCAAAUAUUGUAUUCAGUUACGUUGUGUUUUUACUUCUAGAAGAUAUUAAUCCAUUCAAACAUGAAUUCUUCGCUCGAAUUGCUCGAUCGUUUCCAUUACUGAAGUAUUUACGUAUUUUUAAUAAAAAAUCAUCGAUAUUACAUGAUGGUAUGACACUUUCAUCUGACAAUUGUCAAUUAUAUUCAAGUAUUGAAUACCCUCAUCUGACUAGACUCGAUGUCAGAUAUGCACAUAGGGAUUAUGUUGAACAAUUUCUAAAUGAAACAAAGACAUAUAUGCCUUCUCUGACGGAAUUGGGAGUCGUUGUUUCUCACUUAAAAUAUGUAACAAAGGAUUUUAAAAGAGAAGAAACGCGACGCAAUUGUGCUAAGGUGAAAAAAUUACUUACACUUGAGCCAUUAGUAUGUUCGAAAGAUUUUUGGCUUUAUUUUCCUUCGUCGUAUAAGUAG